AAGUAGGAACAUCAUUACCAGGAUUUUAAGGAUCCUACCAACUCAUAUUAAAUUGGAUUCGGACCCUUUAUAUUAUUCUUCCCUAAUAAUUUAUCAGAAAGACUGCAAUGAAAGAGGGGUUAUAACGAGGGGUCCUUACUAGGUUUCAGAUCAAUAACGAGGGGCCAUAUUGAACCUCUCAACAUAGACCUGUUGUGGAUAGUUUUUGAGCCCACAUUCCAAUUUUAAGCCCAUCACUCCCCAAUUAUACUACAGCCCAGCCCAUAUCUCAUGCAAAUGGACUUUGAAUAUUUCACUAGGAGAUUAUGGGCCCAUCCUCAUCCUCUCCAAAAUCUAAGGAGAACCAAAAAAAGGAGAGAAAAAAAAAAAAAAAAAACACCUGAAAAAGCGACAACCUUUGAAUAUUGAAUUGAAUUCCGAUUCUGAGGUCCAAUCGGAUUAAAAGACCAAAAACCCCAAGAGCAUCCCAAGAAAUCCGGGGCCUCAACAAGUUGGUUCCCUCUCACGUCCCCGCGAUCCCCUGAAAACCCCGAAACCCCCGUGUACUCAUCCGUCAUUUCAAUCCCACGAGGCUCCGCCUCCCAACCCUACACAAGAUCUCUCUCCCUUCCCUCUCAACAAGUUUCAUGCAAAAGCAGCCUCAAACUCGAACUGGGAAAAAUGAUAGAGCCCCUGAACGAGCACGAGCCCUGCUCCCCAUCCUCCCUCAAGCAGAAACUCCGCUCCUCCCUCUGCAUCAUCCCGUGCUUCCCCAAAACGACGCCGCACCACCACUCCAUCACCGCCCCCACCACCCCCCACGCCCACUCCGCCAACGUCAGCCUCGUCCGCAACUCCUCCUUCUCCUCCUCCAGCAAGUCCCGCUCUAGCCAUCACCACAAUCACCACCAUCACCAUCACGGCCAUCACAACAGCCAUUACGAGUUCGCGGAAUUGAAGGACAAGUGCAAGAGCUUGAUCGGGCGUAUGGGACGGAGCCACACGGCGCGGAGGCACUCGGCCUCCGCCGACUUCAAAUACGACCCCCUCAGCUACGCCCUCAAUUUUGAUCACGAGGAGGAGAACAUCGAGGACUAUCCCUUCAGGAGCUUCUCCGCCCGGUUGCCGCCCUCGCCGCCCCGAACCUUGCAGGACUCCGCCGCUUCUCCGUCUGCCUCUAAGGAAAUAACUGCUUGUAGUUGAUCAUCAUCUCUCGCGCGGGCCUCUGGUUCAUUAAUUCAUUUUAUUCAUCAAUUGUUUCUCAAUAAUUAAUUAGGUUCGUUAAACUUAAAUGUAAUUAUUGAUCAUGUAUAUAUAUUUACAUGAACAGACACAAAAUUUGGUCUGUUCAUUAAAUGUAAUUAUUGCUACGGCUACGGUAAUUUUGCAGUGCAGAGUACUCAAAUUCUUUUGAUCA
Messenger RNA from Prunus persica (peach), 1396 nucleotides. RefSeq lists its product as uncharacterized. Bases 661 to 1182 code for a protein of 173 amino acids. The transcript has a single exon. The record is from RefSeq and is a predicted model, not a curated record. Lineage: Eukaryota; Viridiplantae; Streptophyta; Magnoliopsida; Rosales; Rosaceae.